Harmonia axyridis is the source of this 1124-nucleotide messenger RNA. It is a transcript of the gene Rpb5, whose product is annotated as DNA-directed RNA polymerases I, II, and III subunit RPABC1. NCBI's taxonomy places the organism in Eukaryota, Metazoa, Arthropoda, Insecta, Coleoptera, Coccinellidae. Gene Ontology annotation, biological process: DNA-templated transcription. Bases 263 to 895 code for a protein of 210 amino acids. Gene Ontology annotation, molecular function: DNA binding; DNA-directed RNA polymerase activity. The record is from RefSeq and is a predicted model, not a curated record. The transcript has a single exon. Gene Ontology annotation, cellular component: RNA polymerase II, core complex; RNA polymerase I complex; RNA polymerase III complex.
UUCUCUAUGAGUUACAGUUACAGGUUAGUUGGUUGGUUUGUUGUUGUUGGUUAGUUUAGUACACAAUCAAAAAUCGGGCUGUUUAAAUAAUAUAAGAUAUAUGGUGAUCGAGAAGUGAAAUAUCUGGAAAUUGAAGUAGCUACAACGAUACAUUGAUUUUAUUGGCCAUUUUUUCUUAAUAACCGCUGUGUAUCAGUAUUAUUUUAGAAAAAACAAUUACCUUCUAUUAACGUGCUUGGCUUUUACAAAACGAUUUGAAAAAAUGGAUGAUGAAUCGGAAACUUACAAAUUGUGGAGAAUUCGUAAAACAGUAAUGCAGCUAUGUCAUGACAGAGGAUAUCUUGUUACUCAAGAUGAAUUGGACCAGACACUUGAACAGUUUAAAGAACAAUUCGGAGAUAAACCAAGUGAGAAGAGACCAUCAAGAGGAGAUCUUAUUGUCUUGGUAGCCCAUAAUGAUGAUCCAACCGAUCAAAUGUUUGUUUUUUUUCCUGAUGAACCAAAAAUUGGUAUCAAAACUAUCAAAACUUAUUGUCAACGUAUGCAAGAUGAAAAUAUACAUAGAGCCAUCAUUGUUGUUCAACAAGGAAUGACCCCUUCAGCUAAGCAGUCAUUGGUAGAUAUGGCGCCAAAGUAUAUAUUAGAGCAAUUUUUAGAAUCCGAGUUAUUGAUUAAUAUCACUGAGCAUGAGUUGGUUCCAGAACAUGUAGUGAUGACACCUGAAGAAAAACAAGAACUAUUGGCCAGGUAUAAACUGAAAGAAAACAUGCUGAUGAGAAUUCAGGCAGGUGAUCCUGUUGCUAGAUACUUUGGAUUGAAAAGAGGACAGGUUGUGAAAAUUAUUAGGUCCUCAGCCACUGCUGGUCGAUAUAUCUCUUAUAGACUUGUUUGUUGAUUGCUUCAAUGAUGGAUUAUUCUUAUAAUUUGAAUAAAAUCAUGUAAUUAUUUUCAUAAUAGAGUAGAGAAAAGUUAUUGACAGUUUAUCCGAAUAAUUUUUGUUGUAAUUAUUUUCGUCGCCCUUACCUAGUCAUAAUUCAGUUUCAACUGUUAUUUCGAUGGUUGUUUCAAUUUUCAGAGGUGAGAUGUAACAAAAAUUGAGUACAAUAAAAUGAGAACAGUAAAAA